This is a messenger RNA of Leucoraja erinaceus (little skate), 3837 nucleotides long. Its product is annotated as volume-regulated anion channel subunit LRRC8B-like. Bases 351 to 2765 code for a protein of 804 amino acids. The record is from RefSeq and is a predicted model, not a curated record. Gene Ontology annotation, molecular function: protein binding. NCBI's taxonomy places the organism in Eukaryota, Metazoa, Chordata, Chondrichthyes, Rajiformes, Rajidae. The transcript is spliced from 2 exons.
CUUGAGGUUAGAGAGGUCAACAUUCAUUCACUCCAAUAGGAAGGAGACGAGGAGGAAUUUCUUUAAUCAGCGGGUGGUGAAUCUGUGGAAUCCUUUGCCACAGACGGCUGUGGAGGCCAAGUCAGUGGAUAUUUGUAAGGCAGAGAUAGACAGAUUAUUGAUUAUAAAGGGUGUCAUGGGUUAUGUGGAGAAGGCAGGAGAAUGGGGUUAGGAGAGAGAGAUAGAUCAGCCAUGACUGAAUGGUGGAAUAGACCUGAUGGGCCGAAUGGCCCAAUUCUGCUCCAGUCACUUAUGAACUAAUGCAUUUGUGCUGACAACCAAGUAACCUUUGAAGUAAUGUCAUCUCCUUUAUGCUUCCUUCCACUCACUGUCUUCUGCAGGCGACCGGGAUGUUUUCCGUGACCGAGUUCAAGUGGCUGACUGACCCACAAACAGCUUACCGCAUUCUGAAGCCCUGGUGGGAUGUGUUUAGCCAUUACAUCAGCAUGGUGAUGCUCCUGAUAGCACUGCUGGGUGGAACUCUUCAGAUAGCCCAGAACAAGAUGCUGUGCCUUCCGUGCAAACUGGUGGUGGACAAUUAUUGCAGGCCUCCUUGGGAGCUGAGGGGCCCAAACGGGAGCAUUCCUCCUCUGACUGGGAUUAGGAACCUCCUUGACCGGCAGCAGUACGCCUUCAUCGACGCCGUGUGCUACGAGAAGCAGCUUCACUGGUUCUCCAAGUUCUUCCCCUACCUGGUGCUGUGGCAGACCCUGGUCUUCCUCAUCUGCAGCAACUUCUGGUUCAAGUACCCGAGCACCAGCUCCAGGCUGGAGCAUUUCAUCACCAUCCUCCACAAGUGCUUCGACUCUCCCUGGACCACGCGGGCCCUGUCCGAGGCGGUGGAGAUCGUGAGCGAGAAGCAGCCCUACCGCAAGUCCAAGGUGGCCAUCAAGGUGUCCUUCUCGUCCAUCGGCGCCGAGGCGGGCGGCGCCAAGCUGGCCCAGAGCAGGGUGGAGCCCAACCUGGCCGACACGGCCGAGAGGACCAUCUUGGACCAGAAGGAAGGUGAGCAGGCAAAGGCCAUCUUCGAGAAGGUGAAGAAGUUCAAGGUGCACGUGGAGGCCAAAGACAUCAUCUACAGACUGUACAUGCGGCAGAUCAUCAUCAAGGUGGUCCUAUUCCUGGUUAUCAUCACCUAUACACCUUAUUAUGUGAUCAACAUGAAAUUUGAUCUCCAUUGUAAAGUGGAUAUCGAGAUGUUUACAGGAUACAGGGAGUAUCACUGUGUCCAUUCAUUGGCCACCAUGUUCAGGGUCCUAGCAUCUUUCUAUGCGAUGUUGGUGGCAGUGCAUGGAGUACUCAAUGCUUAUAGCCUCUACUGGAUGCUCAGGCGCUCGCUGAAGAAGUAUUCCUUUGAGACGGUCCGCGAGGAAAGUAGCUACAGGGACAUCCCCGACAUCAUCAACGACUUUGCCUUCAUUCUUCACCUCUCCGACCAGUACGACCCCCUUUAUUCCAAGCGCUUCUCCGUCUUCCUCUCGGAAGUGAGCGAGAAAAAGCUGAAGCAGAUUAACCUCAAUUUGGAGUGGACCGCCGAGAGGCUGAGGCACAAACUGCAGAAGAACCCCCAGGACAAGGUGGAGCUGUCCCUGUUCAUGAUCAACGGGCUUCCCGACGCCGUCUUCGACCUGAAGGAGCUGGAGGUGUUGAAGCUGGAGCUGAUAACGGAAGCCAAGUUCCAGGCGGCCAUGUCUCAGCUGACCAACCUGAAGGAACUGCACCUGUACCACUCGCCCAGCGUGGUGGACCCCCAGGCGUUGAGCCACCUGGCUGAGAACCUGCAAACGCUGCACAUCAAGUUCACCGACAUGGACAAAGCCCCCCGCUGGAUAUUCAGCCUGAAGAACCUGACCGAGCUCCAUAUGACGGGCAACAUAAGGUUGGAGAAGAACCUGUUCAUGUCCCUCAUGGGGUUUGAGAACCUGAAGAAGCUGAAGGUGUUACACUUGAAAAGCAGCCUCCCCCACAUCCCGGCUGUUAUCACGGGCACUGGGCUCCUCUUGAACCGGCUGUGCAUCGACAACGAGGGGACCAAAAUGACCGUCUUCAACACGCUGAAAAACAUGGUCAGCCUCACCCACCUGGAGCUCCACAACUGCGACCUGGAGCGCAUCCCGCACUCGAUAUUCAGCUUGUACAAUCUGCGCGAAAUUGACCUGAAGGGCAACAGGUUGAAGACCAUCGAGGAGAUUAUUAGUUUCCAGCACUUGAAGUGGCUCUCUUGCCUCAAGCUUUGGCACAACGCGAUCGCGUACAUCCCGCUCCAAAUUGGAAUACUGGCAAACCUGGAGCAGUUGUACCUCAAUAACAACAGAAUCGAAACCAUCCCCCCGCAGCUGUUUUUAUGCAGCAAGUUGCGGUACUUGGACUUCAGUCACAACCACUUGACUGCAAUCGGGGAAGAGGUUGGAGAACUGGUGCAUCUUCAGUAUCUCAACGUCUCUAACAAUAACCUGGAAGCGUUACCAGACGGACUGUUUUCGUGCAAGAACCUGCGGACGCUACUUGUGAGCAAUAACGGCCUGACGGUGCUCUCUCCACUGGUGGGCGAGCUGGUCAACCUUGUGUACCUCGAACUCCUGAGCAACCAGUUGGAAGUGCUGCCCAUGGAACUCAGCAACUGCAACCUGAAGCAAGGGGGCCUGGUGGUGGAAGAGGUCCUCUUCAACACCUUACCCGCUGCUUACAGGGAACAUUUGGGAAAGAGCGAGAAAGACCAAGUAUAAUCCGAGCUUGUGACCCAAAUCCGCGGCCAACAGUGUCCACAGCACGCAGAGACCAUGGGAAGAGACCUCCAUCUUCUAUCCUCGAUGAGGAUCUCGGAUCUCACACUUGUCUUCAACAUUUCUUUUUAAAAACAAUGGAUGUCAGAUAUCCAGGUGACCAUAUAGAUCCCACCCCCAACAAAAAAACCUCCAACAUAUUAAACGUGCUUGGGAAUAAUGUCAAUCCUUAGCAAGUGGAUUUUCAAAGGGAGUAGGGAAAAGCAAUGAAUGUUGAUCAGGAAUCUGAAAGCGACAAUGCAACGAAGACUCAGCCAUCCUCGAUUUAUAAGGGAGAUGAGUUUGCUGGUUCAUGUUAUUUCAGUAAUGUUUACAGGGUAUUUAAAUUUGCACAUUGUACAGUCUGGGUAUCUGUAGAUGGGGGGUGGUGGGAGAAGCAUUGCAGAUUCCCUAAAUAUAUAAAGUGUUAAAUAAAAGGAAAAAUUGCACUAAAAGACAUUAAGGGGUGGUUUGACACCCCAAAGUUUGUUUCCUUUCCAAUGUACACUCACAAGGUCAUAAGGUUAUGUGAUUGGAGCCGAAUUUGGUAAUUUGGCCCAUCAUGUCUACUCCGCCAUUCAAUCAUGGCUGAUCUAUCUUUCCCCCCUAACCCCAUUCUCCUGCCUUCUCCCCAUAACCCCCGACACCCUAUCUAUCUAUCUCUGCCUUAAAAAUAUCCAUUGACUUGGCAUCCACAGCCUUCUGUGGCAAUGAAUUCCGCAGAUUCACCACCCUCCAACUAAAUAAACUCAUCAUCUCCUUCCUAAAAUGAAAGUCCUUUAAUUCUGAGGCUAUGACUUCUAGUCCUAGACACUGCCGCCCCUGGAAACAUCCUCACCGGAUUCCAUUCUAUCCAAGCCUUUCACUAUUCGGUUAAGUUUCAAUGAGGUCCCCCCUCAUCCUUCCAAACUCCAGCGAGCACAGGCCCAUUGCCGUCAAACGCUCACCAGAUGUUAACCCACUCGCGUGGAAGCACUAUCUGCAGGCGCUCAGUAAUAUUUACCCUGGUCUCGAUGCCUGUAGAAAUGUUAUGUAC